This is a messenger RNA of Lagopus leucura (white-tailed ptarmigan), 1683 nucleotides long. It is a transcript of the gene LCLAT1, whose product is annotated as lysocardiolipin acyltransferase 1. Gene Ontology annotation, cellular component: endomembrane system. Gene Ontology annotation, molecular function: acyltransferase activity. Bases 232 to 1368 code for a protein of 378 amino acids. Lineage: Eukaryota; Metazoa; Chordata; Aves; Galliformes; Phasianidae. The transcript is spliced from 8 exons. The record is from RefSeq and is a predicted model, not a curated record.
GGCGGUUCCGUGAGCGAGGCGGGAGCCUCCCGCCGCUGCGCUGCCCCUUUUCAGUCUUGCCUUUGGCUGGCAGGCUGUCAUCUCCCCUGCCCCACACAUCGCCCUCCUUUGCCAGAACAUGCACCUCAUUGCUUUUGCUGUCUUCCACUGCAACUCCUUGAGACACACAGGAUACCUGUCUGGGCUUGUGCUGAUUGUGUACAGGUUGUGGUGUUGAGAACAGGCAGAGCCAUGGUGUCAUGGAAAGGAAUAUACUUCGUAGUUGCACUGUUUUUGGGAAGUUUUUUUGGAAGUAUUUUCAUGCUUGGUCCUUUUCUACCUUUGAUGUUUAUCUCCCCGGCCUGGUAUCGCUGGAUCACCGACCGCAUUGUGGCCACGUGGCUCACACUUCCAGUGGCUUUGCUGGAGAUGGUGUUUGGUGCCAAGGUGGUUGUCACUGGUGAUGGAUUUGUUCCUGGAGAAAGGAGUGUCAUUAUCAUGAACCAUCGCACACGAAUGGACUGGAUGUUCCUGUGGAACUGCCUGCUGCGAUACAGCUACCUCAGACUUGAAAAAAUCUGUCUCAAAUCCAGUCUCAAAAGCAUUCCAGGAUUUGGCUGGGCGAUGCAGGUUGCUGCCUUUAUUUUCAUUCAGAGAAAAUGGGAAGAUGACAAGGGUCACUUUGAAAAAAUGCUGCAUUAUUUCUGUGACAUUCAUGAGCCACUACAACUCCUCAUCUUUCCGGAAGGAACUGAUCUCACAGCCAAUACCAAAGCUCGCAGUAAUGACUUUGCUGAAAAGAAUGGGCUUCGAAAAUAUGAGUAUGUCUUACAUCCACGGACUACAGGAUUCACUUUUGUGGUGGAAUGUCUAAGGGAAGGUAACAAUCUUGAUGCUAUUCAUGACAUAACUGUGGCAUACCCCCAAAACAUUCCUCAGACGGAGAAGCACCUUUUGAAUGGAAACUUCCCAAAGGAGAUUCACUUUCAUGUCCAGAGAUACCCUGUAGAGACAGUGCCCACUUCUAAGGAGGAGCUGCAGCUUUGGUGCCAGAAGCGUUGGGAAGAGAAAGAGGAGAGACUUCGACGCUUCUAUGAAGGUGGAAAGUGCUUUGAUGAGACGGGGCAAAGCUUUAUUCCCCCGUGUAAGUCUGAGCUCAGGGUCCUGGCAGUCAAGUGCAUCUCACUCCUGUAUUGGACGGUGUUCCCAAUGGGUACGUUUGCACUGCUGUACCUGUACAGCUUUGCACGAUGGUAUUUUGCAGCCGUGAUAAUCAUUUUUGUUGUGCAGCAAAAGAUAUUUGGUGGGCUGGAACUAAUUGAACUUGCUUGUCAUCAAUAUUUUAAAAAGCAACAGAAACUUAACGACACAAAAAUUAAAGAGAAGUAACUUCUUGCGUAAAGAAGGGCAUAAUAAUGGGUGGCUUUGGGACGUACUGCAAAUUUUAUGGACAGGAGAGAAUUUUUGCAUGAGAAUUGUCUUUUACUAUUGUCAUUGUUUGCUAGACAUUUGCACUUAAUUCUGUGACAAGAAAGAAAACCGUUAGUUAUCACUGCGUGUGAAAAUGAUAGUUUUUAUCUCUGAAUGUAAUUUCAGCAUUGCUCUUGCGAGCAGCUAGCAACUGCAUUCUGCUGUAAUUAAGAAACACGUUGCUGGAUUAUUGAACAAUCAAAGGGAUGUUAAUAAAUAUGACGUGCACUGAAA